UAUUCAGAAGGUCUUGCUGCUAGUGACCUGAGAAGUUUGAAUACAUUUCGACACCUCCAAUUGAAUUAACUAUGGAACUUUUCAAAAAAAUAUUCGUUUUCUUGUUGAUUACUGUUACCAUCGAUUACAGUAGUGCUUGUAAUGGAUACAAGAUGACUAUGAUAAAACUUGAGAAUACCGCUGGUGAUGAUGCGGUUUUAAAAAUAGACCCAGAUACAACGGUGUCAAUGACCAAAGAUUGUGAAAUUGUGGUGAAAGGAUGUGCAGAAACGAAAGAUUUUAAUACAGCUACGGUAAAAUACACUAUUCUGAAGAAUGGAAAUCGGAUCACAAGCGGAAGCACUGAUGUAUGCGAAGAAUUGAAAAAAGAUACGAAAGGAAUAGCAACUGGUUUGAUGUCAUUUGGACUGCCAAAAAGUUGUCCAAUCAAAAAAAUGAAACAAUGUGCUGAUGGAAGCCAAAAAAUCAGCAUUGCAUCUCACAAAAAUUUACUGCCGCUCGCAGCGGGAACUAUUGAUAUGACCAUAGACGUAACUCAUGACACUGGAAAAAGUGGUAUGAAAUGUACUUUGAAAAUUAGCCGUUAGAACAAAAACAUAUAUUGCAGUGUGACAUUUAUCAGUGGAUAAAAAAAUUCAACUACUUUCUAUAUUUUUCCUGUAAUGCACUUUGAAAAUAAAUUUGAUUGUACACGUCUAAUGAAAAUGAA
This is a messenger RNA of Contarinia nasturtii (swede midge), 709 nucleotides long. RefSeq lists its product as uncharacterized. Bases 72 to 587 code for a protein of 171 amino acids. The record is from RefSeq and is a predicted model, not a curated record. NCBI's taxonomy places the organism in Eukaryota, Metazoa, Arthropoda, Insecta, Diptera, Cecidomyiidae. The transcript is spliced from 5 exons.